UAAGACAAAUUGGUCUCGGUUUAAAAUGCUGUCCAGACCUACUUCUUCCUCUCAUCUAUUUAUUCAUCGGUUUCUCUCGCCACCACCACACCGAUCAUGUCCACCGCUCAAACGUCAUCCCUCCGCAUGAUUUGAUCUCUCCAUCUCUCUCUCACAAAGAUGCAUGCGUUUACUUGAUUACGGAAACUGUUUGAUCUGUGCCAAAAAUAAAGGAUCGAUCUUUUUAUAUUAUCUCUUCAUGUCGUCAUCGACUAGCGCUGCUCAAGGAGGAGAGAUAAUGGAUCUUGAUCUGAACCAAGAACCAUCUCCCGGUUCAGAUUCUCCACCCGGUUUAAUCACAGAGAUUUCACCGUGGUUAAACGAGCUCGAAUCUGCUCACGAGCGGAUCGAAGAGCGCUUGAGACAGCUCGAAUCGAUAGUUUCAAGGAUCAGGGAACGAGCAACUGUCACAACAACAACACCAGCACCACCUGCCUCCUUGGUUCCUCCUCCUCUUAGAGACUCAACGGCAGGCGUCAUACACGAGCGUUCCAGAGAGAGACUGGUCGAGAGCGGCGACGACGACAGCAAGACGUAUCUGAUAGCAAAGGCGCUGAACAUGGAGAGAACAAGCUCUGUCCCGGGCGGUUACUUUGACUGCAACAUAUGUCUGGAGAGAGCAGAAGAUCCUAUCUUGACUUGCUGCGGUCACUUGUUCUGCUGGGGAUGCUUCUACCAGCUGCCUUUCAUUUACCUCAACAUCAAAGAGUGUCCCGUCUGCGACGGAGAAGUUACCGACACCGAGGUGAUUCCUAUAUACGGUAACGGAGAUGGAGAUGACGGUGGUGGUGAUAGUAAAGCCAAGCGUGAGGAGUGUGGUAUCAGGCUGCCUCCAAGGCCUAAUGCUAAAAGAGUUGAGAGCAUUCGUCAGAAGAUUAUAAACCGGGGGAACCCUUUUGUCCCGGGGCCUGAGACGCUUGAGCAUAUUAGAAGGACUAUUGAUUCUAUCGGAGGGCUACAAGCUUUAGCUGAAGGGCAUGAGUUCGGUUUAACCAACAUAGUAACCACCGGAGGAGGAGGGAGCAAUCGUGGUGUGGUGCAGAAUCGUUUGAGGUUAUCGUCUUCUUUCCCUGGUCUUGUGGUGGAUAGCUCGGAGAUGCCACCAUCUGAUGAUGCUGUUGCUGCUGCAUUUGAUGUUGAUAGUUUUGUUGAUACACCUAGUCUGAGGACUAACCGUCGUAGGUCUUCACGUAUUGCCGAGAUUAGUCCUUCUCCUUCUCCUGCAGUACGUGCUUCUAUUCGUAGAAACCAAAUUAGUGCAGCAGGUUCGUCGUCUUCUUCUUCGCCUAGAGAUUUUGCUGUUCCCGGGUUUGGCUUCUCUGUGAAUCCUAGUGAAGUGGUUACUACUUCGGCUUCAUCAUCGUCUAGGAGGAGAACAGAAGAUGUAAACAAUGCAGGACCUCAGACCAGGUCUAGAAGGAGGCUAAGCUAAAGCUAAAAAUCUUGAAUCAUCAUUUACAAACCUCUCUUGUUUGUCUGAAUGUAUGUACAUUCUUUUGGACUUGUGAUUCUCUGAAAACUUUUGAUGUCAGAGUUUUUUUUAUUCUCUUCUUUUUAGUAAAAUAAUCUAAUCACAUUUCGUGGA
Molecule: messenger RNA, 1624 nt
Organism: Raphanus sativus (radish)
Lineage: Eukaryota; Viridiplantae; Streptophyta; Magnoliopsida; Brassicales; Brassicaceae
Exons: 2
Coding region: 164-1471 (435 amino acids)
Biological process (GO): ubiquitin-dependent protein catabolic process
Cellular component (GO): endoplasmic reticulum
Molecular function (GO): ubiquitin-like protein conjugating enzyme binding; ubiquitin protein ligase activity
Source: RefSeq, a predicted model, not a curated record